AUGAACACCCGGUUAUACCUUUUAGAUGUUUCUGUGCAGAUGUACCGAGAAGGUACCAAUCUUCAUGGAUCUAUGGAAAGGAUAGCUAUCAUGCUAGCUGGUUAUUCAACGGCGACAAGACCUAUUUACCGAUUUAAAUUUUUGAAUCAUAGCUGGCUUAACUUCUCUUUUCUGUGUCUCUCUCUCUCUUUUCUGUGUCUCUCUCUCUCUUUUCUGUGUCUCUCUCUCUCUCUCUUUUCUGUGUCUCUCUCUCUCUCUCUUUUCUGUGUCUCUCUCUCUCUCUCUUUUGUGUGUGUCUCUCUCUCUCUCUCUUUUCUGUGUGUCUCUCUCUCUCUCUUUUCUGUGUCUCUCUCUCUCUCUCUCUUUUCUGUGUCUCUCUCUCUCUCUCUCUUUUCUGUGUGUGUGUCUCUCUCUCUCUCUCUUUUCUGUGUCUCUCUCUCUUUUCUGUGUGUCUCUCUCUUUUCUGUCUCUCUCUUUUCUGUCUCUCUCUUUUCUGUGUCUCUCUCUCUUUUCUGUCUCUCUCUCUUUUCUGUCUCUCUCUCUUUUCUGUCUCUCUCUCUUUCUGUCUCUCUCUCUUUCUGUCUCUCUCUCUUUUCUGUCUCUCUCUCUCUUUCUCUCUCUCUCUCUUUUCUGUCUCUCUCUCUCUCUCUUUUUUCUGUCUCUCUCUCUCUCUCUCUUUUCUGUCUCUCUCUCUCUCUCUCUCUCUUCUCUGUCUCUCUCUCUCUCUCGUCUCUCUUCGUUUUCUUUUCUGAAAAUGUAAAUGAGAGUCUUGAAAAGUGGAAAGAAGGAGCUACUGUUGUAUUACGUUACCGUGCUCAACAACCCGCAGUUGAAUUGGAUGUUUAUAAAGUUGUUGCUGAACAAAAGCUUCAUGUAUUCCUGUCUGUUGAUGAUCCCAGUGAGGUAGAUAAACUUUCCUUCAUGUUGUCUUCCAUGUUGAUGUCACAUGGAGUCAAUGUUCGCUGCCGGGCCCUUCAAGUUUUAGAUGAUUACACCAAAAAAGUAAUGAAGGAGAAUUUGUAG
Molecule: messenger RNA, 1023 nt
Organism: Acanthosepion pharaonis
Lineage: Eukaryota; Metazoa; Mollusca; Cephalopoda; Sepiida; Sepiidae
Source: the annotation of a GenBank genome assembly